This is a messenger RNA of Ilex paraguariensis (yerba mate), 510 nucleotides long. Lineage: Eukaryota; Viridiplantae; Streptophyta; Magnoliopsida; Aquifoliales; Aquifoliaceae. The record is from the annotation of a GenBank genome assembly.
AUGGGUGUUUUAGAUCGUCUUUCUAAAAUUUGCUUUUGUGGGAUGCCUCACACUCGCAUCAAGAAGAGGCUCCACAAUAUAAAGAUGAAGCACCCGCAGAUAGUGGAGAUAAAGGUGAGAAUGGACUGUGAAGGCUGUGAGAGGAGAGUGAGGAAGUCAGUGGAAGGCAUGAAAGGAGUUACAAAAGUGGAAGUAGAGCGCAAGAAGCAAAGCCUCCUAGUGACUGGGUACGUGGACCCUGAUGAGGUGUUGGACCGUGUGAGGCAGCGAACAGGGAAGAAGGCCGAGAUGUGGCCUUCUCUGCCCUAUGAUGUCGUGGAGCGCAGCCGUCCGUACAUCACCGCCACCCCUGAGUAUGUGUAUGAUAAGCAGGCUCCGGUUGGGUACGUGCGAAAGGGCCAUGAAAGUCCAGAGACUUCGAACAUGGCACUUAAUAGUUCUAGUGCUACUGAAGUAAAGUACACCACAGCAUUUAGCGAUGACAAUCCCAAUGCCUGUUUAGUCAUGUGA